CGACGACCAGCGACUUUGACUAGCAACAACGUCUCCGUCGCCUGUCCAUAGCACCAGCACAGCUAGCACCGCAUCACCUCUUUCUCUUCUUCGCCCAACACCCCUACACCUCGGAACACCCGAUCCAACCCCACACACACAAUGCCCGGCGCAAAGCGACGAGCCCUCAAGAAGCUGCUCAACGGCAACAAGGACAAGGAGGCCGUGUCCGAGCCAUCAAGCUCGGCAAGCGCAUCCGACGCGGCCCUCCCGCCGCGCGCGAGUGCCGACUCCGCGCGCUCGGCGCUCUCGGCGCGCUCGACGCACAGUACUAGCUCGGCGUCGCCCGCGUCCGCGCACAGCAGCCCCAAGCCGCCGAGCCCGGUGCUCCCGGUGCUCAACCAUGGUCUUUGGGGCGGCGGGGGCGCGCCGCGCGGCGGGAAGAAGAGCUCCAAGCAGCGAUUUGCGGAGCGCCAGGCCCGCAAAAAGCAGUCCAUCCUCGACGCGGCCCCGCCCACCGACCCAGCCUGGAACGCGCAGCUGGAAAAGGAGCGCCAGGAGGAAAUCGCCGUCAUCUCGCAGGCGUGCGACACGCUCGGCGCGAAUAUCUUCGAGAUCCAGCCCGACGGGCACUGCAUGUAUGCUGCGGUCGCUGACCAGCUUGGGCUGCUGGGGAUCUUGCCGGCGCAUCAGUCAAACAACCCCUACCACACGCGCCGCGUCGCAGCCACCUACCUCCGCCAGCACCAGGACGACUUCCUUCCCUUCCUCCCGUCGGUCGACGGCGAGGACAUGCCCGGCGCGACCGACGACGGGCUCAUGACGCCCGAGCAGUACGGCGAGUACUGCCAUCGUGUUGAGGGGACGGCCGAGUGGGGCGGUGAGCCCGAGAUCCAGGCCCUCUCCCGCGCCUUCUCCAUCCCGAUCCACGUCAUCCAGCGCGGCCCGCCAACGGUCGUGUCGCACGGCGGCGAGAACGACGCGUUUGGCGGCGCCACGAGCCCCGAGGAGAGCGCAAAGGCCGGCGCGCGCGUCGUGCGGAUUUCAUACCACCGGAGGAUGUACGGCUUGGGCGAGCACUACAACUCGCUCCGCCCCGCCACAUAGCGCUGCUGCUGCUGCAGUUCCGUAGUUAUCGUGCCCGUCCGCCAUCAAUG
Molecule: messenger RNA, 1136 nt
Organism: Vanrija pseudolonga
Lineage: Eukaryota; Fungi; Basidiomycota; Tremellomycetes; Trichosporonales; Trichosporonaceae
Gene: OTU2
Product: OTU domain-containing protein 2
Exons: 5
Coding region: 142-1086 (314 amino acids)
Biological process (GO): protein deubiquitination
Molecular function (GO): cysteine-type deubiquitinase activity
Source: RefSeq, a predicted model, not a curated record